ACAAUUAAGUGUUUACUUGCGUAUUUUUACCUUCUUCCUCGAUACACACAGACAAACAUAUUAAUAAUAUAACGUUAAAAAUUAUUUCCAGUUAUGAAACUCCUAAUGUUGAAAUGAGUUCACCAAAGUAUAGAGAAAUAAUUUCAACAAAUUUUCUCCUGUAUACAUCUGUAUCUGGUUUGUAACUGUUCAUCGUAAAUAUUCACCUUUCCCUUGACAAGGGUAAAGCCGAGUUGAUACUGUUCUUUGGGUUUUUCUGGUUGCUUCAAGUGUUGCCGGGUAAAUAACAGUAAUCUUUUAAAGAUAUCAUUUGUUUUCUUCUUUCACCCUGAAUCUUCAUAACAGCAUUUGUUAAUAAACAACUCUCUAAAAGUGCUCAACCAACUCAAUUUUGGAUCUAACUGCUGCUUUCGUCUUAACCAAUCCGUCAGAUGUUUUAGUGAAAACUAUAUAUAGGAAUCCAAGCUUGGUUCGUCGUUGAAUUUGGACUGUUGUUGCCCAGUAAUCAUAUGAUUAUCCCUAGGAGUUUAUCCAGUGGUAAUUCAAAAGAUCAAACAAAUAAAAAUAGUGUGAUUGACCUUCAUUAUCCUCAGCAUCUGUAUAACCAUCAACACCAAAAACAAUCGCAGUCAUCUCAAUCGUUGAAUCCAUCGAUCAGCAAAUUAAAUUAUUUGAAAAAUAAAAAGCCAAUCAGAUCGACAUCCCUGUUAACCGGAACACCAAUGAUUGACGAAACAGAAGAUCUUUUACUAUCAUAUGGAGCUGACCCAUCGUCACCUUCACCGCCACCACAUCCACCUCCUCCUUUACCACCACCACCACCACCAGCCUGUUCAUCCUCUAACACUUCAUUAUCCCUAAGCAGAGGUGUUAACCUUUCCCUAUCCUCGACAACAGCAGGUGGGGUUACAGCUUUAAGCACAGCUACCACAACUUCAGUGAUAACUGGUAAACGUACCAAUAAACGUAAAGUGGCUCUGGUAAAAAGUGAAACGGACUCUUGUGAGACAUUGUUAGCGUGCCUUGUUUGUGGUAAAAAUUUUGUCUCUUUCGGUAGAUUGAAAUCUCAUGAGAAAACUCAUUCCAAAUCAAGACCCUUCAAGUGUAUUGAUUGUGGUAAAACAUUUACUGUUCGUUAUUCGUUAAUUUGUCAUACUCGGGUUCAUACUCGAGAACGACCUUAUGGCUGCUCAUUUUGUGGAUCAAGAUUCUCUCAGGCUUCUUCUCUGAAAACUCAUCAAAUAUAUAAGCACACCAAAGAGUUUCCUUACCUUUGUAAAUAUUGUGGACGUGGUUUCAUCUCUCCUGGCCAAAGACAUGAACAUAUUCAAAGGACACAUCUCAAAUCAUUUUCAUCUCUUUCAUCACUCUCUUCAAACACUUCACCUUCAUCUUCCUCAUCUUCGUCCUCUUCCUCUUCGUCAUCCUCAUCCCAUGUUGAUAGUCACUUAAAAUUUAAAUGUCGUCCAACAGAACCUCCAGUGAUUCGGCCAAGUGUCCCCAAGAUGACAACAACGUCUGUUCAAACUGACAUACGGCUUCCACCGGGUUUAAUUUAUUGAUUAACAUCUUGUUACAUUGAUUUAAUGGUGAAUCUAACCAUUUAUUAUCAACCAAAAACGCUGCAGUGCAAAACAUUAACCGCAAUCCAAUCAUAUUAAUAUCAAGUUUCUUAACUAAAUUAACUGGAUUGUUUCUAGACAGGGUUUUCUCUAACAAUAUUAACUAUUAAAUGUGUAAAUUGGUUACAUCUGUCUAAAAAUCAGUAGACGAUCAGUUGAAAUCGAGGUUCAUACUGAUUCACCUCGUUUUCCCUCUCACAUUAGACAUGUAAUCAUUGUUUGCAAAUGAUAAAUUAAAAUUGAUUUAAAACACUUA
This is a messenger RNA of Tetranychus urticae (two-spotted spider mite), 1878 nucleotides long. RefSeq lists its product as uncharacterized. Gene Ontology annotation, biological process: regulation of gene expression. Gene Ontology annotation, cellular component: nucleus. The record is from RefSeq and is a predicted model, not a curated record. Lineage: Eukaryota; Metazoa; Arthropoda; Arachnida; Trombidiformes; Tetranychidae.